Panicum virgatum (switchgrass) is the source of this 836-nucleotide messenger RNA. RefSeq names its product zinc finger BED domain-containing protein RICESLEEPER 1-like. Lineage: Eukaryota; Viridiplantae; Streptophyta; Magnoliopsida; Poales; Poaceae. The coding region runs from base 165 to 536 and encodes 123 amino acids. The record is from RefSeq and is a predicted model, not a curated record. The transcript is spliced from 3 exons.
CCAGGCUCCCAAGCAUCAGCUGCUGUAGCAGCUGCAACUGAUACAACAGAAGAAAAUGUUGUGCACAUUUCAGAUGGAGAGGAACAAGCUGCUGGUCCUGGUAAAAAGAGGAAGCAAUAUUCUAAAGUGUGGAAUGACUUCACCCAAGUGUGUGUUGAUGGAAAAUGGAAGGCCAAAUGCAAGCAUUGUGGCAAGAAUCUUUCAGCCGUCUCAAGGAAUGGUUUAUGUAUGUGCCAUGCCCCCAUACUGCAGAAGCUAUUUGUGAUGCAUUGCACAAGUGCCUCCAAAGCUGGGAUAUUGAUCGGAGGGUAUCAACUGUCACUCUUGACAAUUGCAGCACCAAUGAUAGCAUGAUUGGGUUAAUGGAGACAAGGCUUAGUGCAACUAAUAUGCUUUUGAGAGGAAAAUGGCUGCAUAUGCGGUGCUGUGCACACAUUCUGAACCUCAUCGUCAAAGAUGGCAUGGAAGUCAUUGCAAGUGCAGUUUCAAACAUUCGAGACAGUAUUGCUUACUGGGUUGCUACACCAAAGAGUUGAUGCAGCUGCUGUGUUAUCAAUUUUUAAAACUCUUGCUGCAAAUAAGAAGACUAAUAGCUAUGUUCGAAGUAAGAAUGAGCUAGAUCGCUAUUUGGAUGAAGAAACCCUUCCUCAUGAUGAUAAUUAUUUUGAUAUCCUUGGUUGGUGGAAGUUGGAGGGAACCCGUUAUCCCACUUUGAGGCAAAUUGCUCGGGACAUCCUAGCUAUUCCAAUCACAACAGUAGCUUCUGAAUCAGCUUUUAGCACUAGUGGAAGGGUUUUGAGUGAGCACCGCAGCCGUCUUACUCCUAAGAUAUUGGA